AUGAAUAGCGGCGGAAAUGGAGAUAAUGCUUCUUCAACCAAAUUUGUACACAAAUUGUUCAGAAUGGUUAGUGAUCCGGAAUAUCAACAUUUGAUAAGCUGGAACGCAAACGGAACGAGUGUGGUGGUAACCAAUUUUGAUGAAUUUGCAAAAGAGGUUUUGGGCAAACAUUUCAAACAUAGCAAUUUCAGCAGUUUUAUCCGUCAAUUGAACAUGUACGGAUUCUAUAAAGUCAACAAGACCCCAAGAGGACAUCGACAUGCUGUUGAUACGCAAAUUUGGGAAUUUUCCCAUCCGAAAUUCAUUCGUGGUAGACCGGACCUUUUGGACGAUAUCCGAAGAAAGGCUUUGGAUUCGGAACAUGCAAGA
This is a messenger RNA of Meira miltonrushii, 369 nucleotides long. Its product is annotated as winged helix DNA-binding domain-containing protein. The annotation marks the transcript as partial. The record is from RefSeq and is a predicted model, not a curated record. The transcript has a single exon. Gene Ontology annotation, molecular function: sequence-specific DNA binding; DNA-binding transcription factor activity. Gene Ontology annotation, biological process: regulation of DNA-templated transcription. Lineage: Eukaryota; Fungi; Basidiomycota; Exobasidiomycetes; Exobasidiales; Brachybasidiaceae.